This is a messenger RNA of Paramuricea clavata, 769 nucleotides long. The record is from the annotation of a GenBank genome assembly. Lineage: Eukaryota; Metazoa; Cnidaria; Anthozoa; Malacalcyonacea; Plexauridae.
AGUUUUGGAAAAGAUCACAGUAUGUUGAGCAAAAUUUUACUCGCUUUAGGAGUUGUGUUGGCUAUCUCAGCUUUGGGUAAGAAAAUUUAUAAAUUUUCAGUGACUUGAAUCACAAUGCUUGAUAAUGUUCCUUGCCAGCAAUAUACAGUUAUCUGAAAAGAUGUGGGAAUUGCUAUAUCUCUCAUAGGAUAAUGUAAUUGCUUGAUAUUGCUAGCUAUUUUAAACACGUCGCCAGCAGCCGAUUUUGACUUUGGAGGAAAUUAAUUUCCUGCGCAAAAUGUUUUGCAAUUAUGCACAUUUUCAGUCUGGCUGCUGGGGGUAUGACAAUUCAAUUUGCAAGUAAAGAUCUACUGCAUUGUUUUUUUGUUUUGUUUUAGGGAGUGCUCUGAAAUGCAAUGUUUGUGCAUACUGGACAACACAGCCAAAAGAACAACAAAUAUGUACUGGUGGCCCACGCACCUGUCGAUACGAUCAUCCAUAUUGUUACACAACAUCUAUUACUUACCAAAAUGGCACAGAAGCUGUUGAAAGAAGCUGUGGCACCAGUGUUAUUUGCUACAACACUGAAAGAUCGUGUAACGUUUUAACCAGACUAUUGGGUCUGACAUCGUGUGCUUUUGAAUGUUGUACUACCUAUAAUUGCAACAAUUAUACCCCCAGCAGUGCAACUGGUGUCAUGGUGACCAAGUUUACUCUUUCCUUGAUGGUGAUUGUUGGUUUUAUUUUUGCAUGACUUGAUGUACUUUGCGUUUUGACUGUGUAGUUUUAC